CAGAUCCAGAGGGUUGGUCAGAAGGAGCAUGGGGUUAAAUGUGUUAGAAGGUUUGGGUGAUCUUGAGAAGGUCAUCAAAAUUCAAGGUGCAAUUAGCCCGAUGGAAGUUCAAGGAGCUGGGUUAGGUACAAUCGACAGUGUUUUAAGCAAAGAGAGGAGGAAUGGGCUAAGAAUUCUAUACUUGAAUGCGCGUAGUGUCAGAAAUAAGACAGAUGAGCUUGAAGCUCAGAUGAAAAUGGGGAACUACGAUAUUGUUGGGAUAACGGAGACAUGGCUGCAAGGGGAUCAGGCCUGGGAAUUGAGUGUACCAGGGUAUACGUGCUAUCGUAGAGACAGAAAUAUGGGAAGAGGGGGUGGGGUGGCCCUGUUGGUGAGGAAUGAGAUUCAGUCCUUAGCAAGAGGUGUCUUGGGAACAGGGGAAGUAGAGUCUGUGUGGAUUGAGCUGAGGAACAGUAAGGGUAAAAAGACCCUAAUGGGUGUUGUGUACAGGCCCCCAAACAGUAGCGUGGAUAUUGGGUACAAGUUGAUUAGGGAGUUAACAUUGGCAUGUGCUAAAGGUAAUGCAGUCGUUAUGGGAGAUUUCAACAUGCAGGUGAACUGGGAGAAUCAGGUAGGUGCUGGACCCCAGGAUAGGGAGUUUGUGGAGUGUCUAAGGGAUGUAUUUUUGGAACAGCUUGUGCUUGAGCCAACCAGGAACGAGGCUAUUUUGGACUUGGUGAUGUGUAAUGAACAGGAAUUGAUAAGUGAUCUUGAAGUAAAGGAGCCAUUAGGAAGUAGUGAUCAUAACAUGCUAAGUUUUUAUCUACAAUUUGAGAGGGAUAAGGGCAGAUCAGAGGUGUCAGUGUUGCAAUUAAAUAAAGGAGACUACGGAGCCAUGAGGGAAGAGCUGGCCAAAGUUAAAUGGGUGGAUGCCCUGGCAGGAAAGACAGUGGAUCAGCCGUGGCAGAUAUUCUUGGGCAUAAUACAAAAGAUGUAAAAGCAGUUCAUUCCAAUGAGAAGGAAGGAUUCAAAGAGGGGGAAGGGGUCACAGUGGUUGACAAAGGAAGUCAGAGAUUGUAUAGCAUUAAAGAAAAAGAAGUAUGACAGGGCUAAAAUGAGCUGGCCAAAGUUAAAUGGGCGGAUGCCCUGGCAGGAAAGACAGUGGAUCAGCAGUGGCAGAUAUUCUUGGGCAUAAUACAAAAGAUGCAAAAGCAGUUCAUUCCAAUGAGAAGGAAGGAUUCAAAGAGGGGGAAGGGGCCACAGUGGUUGACAAAGGAAGUCAGAGAUUGUAUAGCAUUAAAGAAAAAGAAGUAUGAUAGGGCUAAGAUGAGUGGGAAUACAGAUGAUUGGGAAAGUUUUAAGGAACAGCAGAUCUUAACUAAAAAAGCAAUACAGAGUGAAAAAAUCAGGUAUGAGCUCAGUCUAGCCAGGAAUGUAAAAGGGGAUAGCAAAAGCUUUUUUAGCUAUGUGAAGAGAAAGAAGAUAGUUAAGAACAAUGUUGGCCCCUUGAAGAAUGAAUUGGGAGAAAUUGUUAUGGGAAACAGGGAAAUGGCAACAGAAUUUAAUGCGUACUUUAGAUCUGUCUUCA
Messenger RNA from Hypanus sabinus (Atlantic stingray), 1567 nucleotides. RefSeq lists its product as uncharacterized. The record is from RefSeq and is a predicted model, not a curated record. NCBI's taxonomy places the organism in Eukaryota, Metazoa, Chordata, Chondrichthyes, Myliobatiformes, Dasyatidae. The transcript is spliced from 2 exons. Gene Ontology annotation, molecular function: catalytic activity. Bases 29 to 976 code for a protein of 315 amino acids.